CACUCUUUGCGUGUGAGAAAUAUGAACCAGAGGCUCACACAGACGUCCUACUCAGUCAUAAAUGAACACGCCCCUCCAAAGUGCUAGGCUUUGUACAAUACUCCAGGAAGCAAGAGGGAGAAGUAGAAGCCCAGAAAGAUCGACAGUCUACAGAGAGAGUAAAGCUGACUGGAGAUGGAUCCAGACUCAGUGCGAGAAGAUGUGGAAGCAAAUUUCAUCAAGCGCUUAGAGCCAGUAGAGAUGGAGGGUGUCCCAUUGCUUAGUGACACUGUAAAGAACUGGGCUGAAAUAAAACGAUUCCAAGCUCGGCCUGAUGAUCUACUCCUUUGCACCUACCCCAAAGCAGGAACCACUUGGAUCCAAGAAAUUGUGGACAUGAUCCAGCAGCGAGGUGAUGCCCAGAAAUGUGCUCGGGCUCCUCUGUACCAGCGGAGUCCCUACUUGGAAAUGUUCCCUCCAAAACCCCUGCCUUCAGGCUUGGAAGAGGCAGAAGCAAUGCCCUCCCCACGGACAAUCAAAACCCAUUUCCCAGUCCAGCUCCUGCCACCUUCCUUCUGGGAACAGAAUUGCAAGAUCAUUUAUGUAGCCAGGAACAUCAAGGACAAUGCUGUCUCCUUCUUCCAUUUCCAUCGCAUGAACAUGGGGUUGCCAGAGCCAGGACAGUGGGAUGAUUUUCUGAAGAAUUUUAUUGCUGGCAAGGUCACUUAUGGCUCCUGGUUUGAUCACGUUUGUGGUUGGUGGGAGGCUAAGAACCAUUACCCAGUUCUAUAUCUCUUCUAUGAAGAUAUUAAAGAAGAUCCAGCUCGGGAAAUCCAGAAAGUAGCCCAAUUCUUGGGCAUAGAGCUUCCAGAAUCAGUCCUGAAAAAGAUCGUGCAGCAGACAACAUUUGAGAGUAUGAAAGAAAACCCAAUGACAAAUUACAGUACUGUGCCUUCCUCUAUCUUGGACCAAAGUGUAUCACCCUUCUUGAGAAAAGGUACUGUAGGGGACUGGAAGGAGCAUUUCACAGUGGCUCAAAGUGAAUGGACAGAUGACAUCUGUACCCAGAAACUUAGGGGAACCAGCCUGAGCUUCCGCACACAAAUCUAAGGACAUGUCUGCCUCUCUUGUCGAGAUUUUUUUCCCCACCAUGAUGUGCCUAAGGAUUUCUUCUCAAGUAAAGAAAAAGAAGCCAUAUAUCUAUAAACAACAUCCAUUCAAACAUAUUGAAGGCAGGGGAAUAGCACCAUGUGAACUGAGCUUGCCUAGUGACCUUCGAAUGGUGACUGACCAUUGGCUAGGCUUGGAAUGUUGCAGGACCCAACAUUACAAUAUUUUGUUGCAGUUCCCACUUAUUCACUGCAUUUUCAAAUAUCAAAACACCUUUUUGUCAUCAUGAUGUUGCAAGAAUUCAGUAGUAUUGAGAAUAGUCCUUACAUUAUUCCUUAAUCAUCUUUUUGCCCCCCCCCCCAAAAAAUACUCUGAUCGUCAAAUAUAUUCUGAGAAAUGUGUCUUUCCAAUCUGCUUUUAAUGACUUAUAAUGGUAAUAAAUGACUAAUAGUAAUUA
This is a messenger RNA of Sceloporus undulatus (fence lizard), 1546 nucleotides long. Its product is annotated as sulfotransferase 1C2-like. Gene Ontology annotation, molecular function: sulfotransferase activity. Gene Ontology annotation, biological process: sulfation. Gene Ontology annotation, cellular component: cytoplasm. The transcript is spliced from 8 exons. Bases 175 to 1089 code for a protein of 304 amino acids. Lineage: Eukaryota; Metazoa; Chordata; Lepidosauria; Squamata; Phrynosomatidae. The record is from RefSeq and is a predicted model, not a curated record.